Messenger RNA from Staurois parvus, 390 nucleotides. The record is from the annotation of a GenBank genome assembly. NCBI's taxonomy places the organism in Eukaryota, Metazoa, Chordata, Amphibia, Anura, Ranidae.
UACCGAGCAUCUCCGACAUGGAGGAAGACUGUUUUUCAGCUCAGGCACACUGCUCGGGAUGGCUGUGCACAGCCAUCCCGAGCAGUGUGCUUACAGUGAAGCACCAACACUCCCUACAUAUAGUUAACCCUUUGAUCACCUCUCCUGUUAACCCCUACCUGCCCAGUGCCAUUAGUACAGUGUCAGUGCUUUUUUUUUUUUAGCACUGAUCACUGUAUUGGUGUCACUGGGGAUGUCAGUGACACAAAGUUAGUUCCCCUCCCAGUGUCACAAUGCCCGCCGCAGUCCUGCUAAAAGUCACCGAUAGCCACCAUUACUAGUAGAAAAAAAUUCCAGUAUCUAUACCACCAUUUGUAGACGCUAUAACUUUCACGUAAACCAAUUAAUUUA